CCGAUUGAUUUCAUGCUGUACACACGGCAAAACAAAGAAAAUCCCGAAUUUAUAGAACCAGACAAUUUGGGACAGAAUUUUAUAAGUGGGUCUUCACAUAAAGGAACCGUUUUUAUAAUCCAUGGGUUUACUGAUAGUGGAUAUGGUGAAUGGGUACAGGAUAUGAAAAGCGAACUUCUACAGUUUGACAACUUAAACGUUAUUGUCGUCAACUGGAAAGAAGGGGCUAAACGUUCGGGUUGGAGGUUGUACGUCAAUGCUGCCCAUAACACGAGAUAUGUUGGCUUAAGAACUGCUGAGUUGAUACGAGCUAUAUUUUACCAAAAGCUUAUUCCUGAAAGCAAGAUACAUAUGAUUGGACACAGUCUUGGAGCUCAUUGUUCAGGCUUCACUGGUAAAAACGUAAAGAGUAUGACGGGCAAGAUAAUUGGUAGGAUCAGUGGACUGGAUCCCGCGGGCCCAUUGUUCGCAAACAGUAAACCUGAUCAACGACUCGAUAAAUCUGACGCCAAAUUUGUGGACAUCAUCCAUACUAACGACGGGAAUUUAGUGGGUAUUAUUUCAGCUUUUGGUUGGAAGAAGAACUCGCCGUUAGGACAUGUAGAUUUUUAUCCUAAUGGUGGUAGCAAACAGCCUGGCUGU
Lottia gigantea (owl limpet) is the source of this 642-nucleotide messenger RNA. RefSeq lists its product as hypothetical. The record is from RefSeq and is a predicted model, not a curated record. Lineage: Eukaryota; Metazoa; Mollusca; Gastropoda; Lottiidae. Gene Ontology annotation, molecular function: lipase activity. The transcript is spliced from 3 exons. The annotation marks the transcript as partial.